UCAGUUAUAAUAACGCGUGCCGAGAUCAUUUCUGUGUUAGUUACAAGUGAUAUAACAAUACUAUGGCCGAUGGAAUUCUACACCCACAAAGGACAGAAGUUGUUGUACGAGGGGAUGGAAAAUGUUUCUACCGAGCGAUUGCCCUAUGGAGGGAUGAAACAAGUGACAGAAAACACGGGGAAAUUCGAAGCUUGUGUAACUUCCUUAUUGAGAAAAAUCCGCAGGUAUUUCAGCCAUUGUUGUUUGCAUCACGUUCAGUGGAGGAACAUGUUAAGAAAAGUAAACUUGCUGGGUCUUGGGCAGAAACUGUUGACAUCUUUAGUUGUGCAACACUGCUCAAGAGAACUAUUAGUACAUUUUCAACUAAAGAAAAAAGUGGUUCACUUUUAACCCUCUCAAGAUCGCUAAUUUUUCGUCUCCUAUGGAAACAAAGAAGGGUUGUGAAUGUCCUAUUACUCUGAAAUAUUAUGAUGAUUAUGCCCAAGCAAACCACUUCAAUCUCCUUCUUCCUCAAGGAAAUUGUUGUAAUGCUCCCCCGCCUGAAAAUAAACCAUCCUCAGUGGUAAUAGAUUUAGAUAAUGUUGAACAAUCGUAUGCUUCAGCUGUCAAACAAAGUUCAAAAACAUGUCCUCCCACCAAAGUAUCCUCAACAACAACUAACACUACCAAUCAGUCCCCCCACACUCAGCCCACUAAACAAACAAAAGGAAACUUAUCAAGUACAGAUACUGCAGCCAAAAAAUCAUCUUCAGCUUGUAGUAGUAUUGAUUCUGCUAAACAGCCAUCACAAGCUACUUAUUUCAAACAAAGAUCUCCAACAUCGACUAAAGCCAAUUAG
Porites lobata is the source of this 838-nucleotide messenger RNA. NCBI's taxonomy places the organism in Eukaryota, Metazoa, Cnidaria, Anthozoa, Scleractinia, Poritidae. The record is from the annotation of a GenBank genome assembly.